AUGGCUCCAGACACUCCAAAGAGGGUAGAUGGCCUACUGGUGACCAGUCCGGUCAUCACAGACCGCUGGGAUGCAGUCUUGGACCUCUGCAGGACCAAGCUUGAUCCCAAGGAUUUUGACAUUGUGAGCCGUUUUGGCUCCAUCGAGGAGCUGAUCCAGUUCGGCAGCGCCUUGCAUUCGCGCUACAGCGGAAGGGCAAAGGCCUUUGAACUGGCCCGCUUGAUCGCCUUCUUCGAGCGCUUGAGAACAUUCCAUGGCAGCUUCGACGUGCUCGUCCACGUCCAGCCCACCGUUGCCGCGCCCAUAUGGGGCAGCAUCAAGCUCUGUGUUGAACUGGUGCAUGAAACAAAUGAAGUUUUUGAGCUCAUCGUUGAGAUGUUCGAUGAAAUCAAACACACGCUUCCGCGUAUCGAAACCUAUAUCGAGGUCCUUGGGCCGUGUCCUUCCCUUACAGAGCCUUGUCAGGAGCUCUACUGGCUUAUCGCCGAGUUCUCUUGCCAGGUCAUUUCGUACUUUCGGAAAAAUCCAUUGAAGAACAUCUUGUUCGCGACCUGGAAGCCAUUCCGCCCCAGUCUCGAGAAGACAAUCGCAAGAAUCCGGAAGAAGAGCCGGCAGAUAGAGCUCGAAGUUCAGACUUUGAGCCUGCAGAAGAAUGCCAUGCACCAUGAGGAAAUCAAGGACAUGUUGUCGAGGCUGGAGAUAAGGACAAGAGCACGCCUUCCUUGUCACAGAGUGCCAUACUCGAAGAAUCCGGCAUUCGUUGGCCGGGACGAGGAGCUUGAGGAGAUGCACAACCACCUGUCGGCGCCAUCUGUCAAUCAACGUGUAGUGUCACUGUACGGGCUUGGUGGAGUAGGAAAGACUCAGUUGUGUCUGGAGUACCUAUCGAAACACGUAGCGUCAUAUGAGGCCGCAUUCUGGAUUUCUGCAGACUCGUUGGUCAAGCUGGCCCAAGACGUCAGGGUGGCAGUCACCAAGUUGGGCCUUGUCCCCGACGAGGCUGAAGCAUCCGAUCAACAGUGUAAAACAGUCUUUUGGAACUGGCUUCAAGAGACAGAUGCGAGCUGGCUCCUGGUCUUUGACAAUGCGGAUGACCUGAAAGUCCUGCAAGGAUACUGGCCCAAAUCAAAGCAUGGACACAUUCUCCUGAACAGCCGUGAUCCAGCAUCUGCCAGAUUUCCUGUCAACAGUAAAGAUAUGAAAGGAAUCCACGUUCCUCCUCUCUCCGAGUCCAAGGCGGCCGAGCUGCUGCUUGAUCUGGUCCGUCAGUCAGAUCAUUGCGGGGUUGAUGAAGACGUAGAAGAGACCGAGCUCGCUCGCCAACUCACCAAGAGCCUCGGGGGGUUGCCGUUGGCCAUCAAUCAGAUUGCGAAUUACAUGCUGGAGUCCCAGUGCGACUUGGAAGAGAUUUGGGACAUCUACUCGGACUUCCGCAACCGAGCAUCUCUGCUGGAUCAGGACGCUGGGAAUCUACACAUGGACUAUCCCCAUUCGCUCAACACUGUCUGGGACAUCUCAAUGUCCCGGGUCGAGUCCGCAAACAAAGAUUCCCGACACCUGCUUCAACUGCUCGCACUUCUUGAUCCUGACGGGAUUCCGGAGAGCCUCCUGACCGGAUCAGAUCGGCAGCGCGUUGGAUCAUCCUUUGCGCGGUUGCAGUAUCUCGAGAACAAGAUGGUCUACCUCGACACAACGCGACCCCUGUUGCAGCAGUCUCUGAUAUCGAAGGACAAAAGCCGACGAGUCGUUUCCAUGCAUCGCUUGGUGGGGGCGAUUACGCUAAACAAGAUGACACAGGAAGACCGCCAAGCGCGGUUCGACGAAGCCGUCGAGCUUCUGUACAGAGUCUAUCCUCAGCUGACCCCGGACAAGGCCUCGUUGGACAGCCAAUGGCCGCGAUGUCGGCUUUACCUUCCACAAGUCAUGUCACUCGAGCAAUUCUACCGUGAAUCGGACCCACCUCUACUCCCUCGGGCGGAAUUCGCCGUGAUCCUCGCGAAUGCAUCAUGGUACCUCUUCGAACAGGGGUUGCCGGCCCAGGCAAUGCAGAUCCUGCCGAAUGCCCGAGAGGUGGGCGAGAAGACUCUGCCAAAGCAAUAUCCUCUGGCAACAAUCUACAGGACAUUUGGUGGCAUCUAUCUCGACGUCAACAGAGCCGGCGACGCCUUGGUCAACUUUUCGAAUCAACUGAAGGUGUUGCAGGAAAUGGGAUCGCCCAAUGACCUUGUGCAGGCCCACGGUUACACCAACGUGGCCCUUGCCGAGCUGGGCACCGGGGACUACAGACAAGCCCGGAAGGACCUGGAUAGGGCGCAAGAGAUUCGGUCCAAAUACCCCGGUCAGGCUGAAGGCUACAAGGGAAUGACACUCGACGUCAUCGGGCUUUUGGAAGGGCUGGGCGGAGACUACGAAAGUUCGAUACAGCAUCUCAAAGCAGCCAUCGAGCUCUAUGACGCAGACUUGGGAGCGGGAAACUACUUGACAGCUUUCUCCAACUUUUCCCUUGGGAAUAUUUAUAUACGGAAAGGCGACCUCGUGGAAGCUUUCAAACUCCAUACCUCCAGUCUAUCCGUCCGCAGAGACAUUCUCGGCGAGACCUAUCGAACCGCAGCUUCGCUGCACAAGGUCGCCUGGUUCUUGCAUGGCCGGGAUGAACAGGCUGCCUCAGAAGAAAUGCUUCUGAAAGCCUUAACGAUUUAUCAGCGCUCUUAUGGAGGCAAAGGUGGGACUGGACGCUCGACGUAUUUGAUGAGCAUGGUCCUCGAGAGCUUGGGGCGUGAGGAAGAUGCGAAGAACAGCAAAAAGCUGGCAGCUGAUAUCCGACAAGAGCUACUGGGCAUUCCCCCGGACGAGCAGGAUAACAUGGAGUCAUAUGACAAAUUGGUGGGCACACUGGAUCGUUGA
Messenger RNA from Diplodia corticola, 2904 nucleotides. RefSeq names its product nb-arc and tpr domain protein. The coding region runs from base 1 to 2904 and encodes 967 amino acids. Gene Ontology annotation, molecular function: ADP binding; protein binding. The transcript is spliced from 8 exons. The record is from RefSeq and is a predicted model, not a curated record. NCBI's taxonomy places the organism in Eukaryota, Fungi, Ascomycota, Dothideomycetes, Botryosphaeriales, Botryosphaeriaceae.